This is a messenger RNA of Erpetoichthys calabaricus (reedfish), 2632 nucleotides long. It is a transcript of the gene bhlhe22, whose product is annotated as basic helix-loop-helix family, member e22. The transcript has a single exon. The record is from RefSeq and is a predicted model, not a curated record. Lineage: Eukaryota; Metazoa; Chordata; Cladistia; Polypteriformes; Polypteridae. Gene Ontology annotation, molecular function: protein dimerization activity. Bases 723 to 1523 code for a protein of 266 amino acids.
GCUAUGGGUUGAGCGCUGUACAAUGUGCCAUGCUUAUAUAUUUAAACCACAGUUCACAGUGGUUAAUAAAUUACACCCUCUCUUUGACAGUAAUUGGGGGGAAAAACAGUUUUAGGCUAGGGUUUCACGUAAACUCUUAGAUAUAAAGGGGGCAUUUAGUGUGCUCAUCGAUGGGUGAAAGUCGGCACACAUGUCAAGCUGAAGGCAGUAGUCGGGUUACUAAUAGGACACAACGCCUUGCAAACAUAUGCAUGAAGUUUUGUAUACAGAUGGCAGCGAGAAUAAUAGAGCCGACGCCUUUUAUAAAGCUGUAAGCAGCUCCUCGGUGACACACAAGUGGAAGAGAGACCAUCCAGACGGAGGGGGCAGAUAGCGCUCGGGAUUGUUUGUUACCGUUUUAAUCCUAUUAAUUAAAACGUUAACCUGAUUGGGUAGAAAGAUCCGUCCCAAUAGGCGAAUCUUCUUCAUAAUAAUAACCUGCUUUGAGAUAAUGAUGUAAAAGACUCCCCCGUCUGUUGCUGCUGCUGUUGCUGAUCGCUUCCGAAAUCUGGCGAAGGUGAAUCGCAGGCGGAUAAGCGCCGGAGCUGAGCUGACUACACACAUCACUUCAAAAGUAGAGCAGCCGUCAAGAUCGACUCGCAAAAUAGAAAGUUACAACCGCUGCCCGUGUCUAAAUAGACAUACAUUUUUAACCACUGUGUGUGUGAUCUAUAGAGAGGAGUAUGAACAUUAACGGAGCCGAAGGGGACCUCUUCCACAAAACUCUCGGCGCCGUCUCAGCAAAAACAAUGGACUCUUUCAGAUCGCCCGGCGGUAUCGAUCUGUCUUCCAGAGAUCGCCAAUCACCGAUCAACUGUUUCGAUCAGUCUGACUCCGACCCAAUCCAGGCGGGAGGACUGGGUGGAGGCAGAGGAGGAGGACUCGGUCUUUCAAGUGGAUCUUUAUGCGUUAAGUACGGGAAAACUGGCAACAACACUUCGGCAGCAGAGAGCAGCGGCGGAGAGCAAAGCCCAGACGAUGACAGCGACGACCGGUGUGACAUGGUGCUCAUGUCAGAUCAGAGGACCUCGACACCGGGAGGCAAAGCCGAGACCUCCAAUACUAAGAAAAGCAAAGAGCAGAAGACCCUAAGAUUGAACAUUAACGCCAGGGAGAGAAGGCGGAUGCACGACUUAAAUGAUGCCCUGGAUGAACUGAGAGCGGUUAUACCGUACGCUCAUAGCCCGUCUGUACGGAAACUCUCCAAAAUCGCCACUUUGCUACUAGCCAAAAAUUACAUCCUCAUGCAGGCUCAGGCUUUGGAAGAAAUGCGAAGGCUAGUGGCUUAUCUUAACCAAGGUCAGGCUAUAUCCGCAGCCUCCCUGCCAGCUAACAGUGCGCUUAACCCAGGUUUGAGUGCCUACGAUCAGCCGACGGGAUACCCUUUUCCUGCCGGACUAGCAGCCGCAUCUUGUCCGGAUAAAUGUGCCAUAUUUAACAACGUCACCUCCAGCCUCUGCAAGCAGUGCACUGAUAAGCCUUAAAACAGUUUUUCGUCCAUUAGCUGUAUUUUAAAUGACAUCGAAAAAAAAAAAGCAUAAAUGACCGCAUACAAACUUAUGGAUAACUCGCUAUGAAUAAAGACGUACGGACUCUUUAGGACUGUGAUCACAGAAGUGCGAAUUUACUUUGUGACUUCAAAGAGGGAAAUGUUAAAAAAAAAAAAAAAAAAAGCGAAGCACUUGAAAAGAAAGAACAUACCUUUAAAAAUACAUUUUCUUCUAGCUUUGACUAUACUUGAUUAUGUAAAUAUAAUUUAUGCUCAAAAUGAAGCUGAGAAUGAAAACAAAAACUUUAUGCCUGGUUGCGAGUGUUAAAUUAUUUUAUUCAAAUGAUUUAUUGUGCACUUUGUAAGUGACUGUUUUGCAGUUAUUUUCAGCCUGACUAGAUUAUUUAUUAUUUUGAUGAUCUGACAGAAGUAAUAAGCAAACAAUUUUCCAUUAUGUCCUUUUCGGUUAAUUUGCUACUUUGUAUUAGAGUCAACCUGUAUGGCGUUUACCUUUUAUCAGGAAAGCAAAACUACAAUGUAGAACACAAACCUUUGCUUUUUAAAACUUCAUGGAAGUUUGCUUUAUGGGUUAUGUGAGUAAGGAUUGAGCUUUUACAAAAACUCUUUGAAACGGCAAAGCCAGUUAUUUUAAGAGUUUAUGGCCACUCACGUAUAGGGUUUUGUUAUGUAUUGUUUAAAACAUGUGCUGAUGAAGUUUCACAUGCACUAACCUGAAAGUGCUCCCAUUUUGACAGCUGUAACAUGUUUUUCUAAAAUGGUUUUUCAUAUUUGUGCUGUCAACCCCACGAAGAUGGCUGGUAUUCUCCUUUUUUAUUUUAUUACUAUUAUUAUUAUUGAUUUUCCUAUUUUUUCGCAUGACAAAGUGCAUUCUACCACUGAUAUCCAAGUUUCGAGUACUUUCGAAUGUCUUCUCAUAUGUUUUUAAGGUCUUUUAAUCAGGAGCCGGGAGUACUGUAAUGGGUGAUACUGAUUGUCAGAUCUAGGAGACAUUACACGCACUACUGGUCAGAAUAUUGCUGCAAGAGGGGCAUCUUUAUGUGUUUCUGUGUUGAAAAGCUUUAUUAAAAUAUUUUGAACAAAACA